Molecule: messenger RNA, 1887 nt
Organism: Durotheca rogersii
Lineage: Eukaryota; Fungi; Ascomycota; Sordariomycetes; Xylariales; Xylariaceae
Product: putative choline dehydrogenase
Exons: 3
Coding region: 1-1887 (628 amino acids)
Molecular function (GO): flavin adenine dinucleotide binding; oxidoreductase activity, acting on CH-OH group of donors
Source: RefSeq, a predicted model, not a curated record
AUGGCCCAUCUCAUAACUUCCGACCCCGGUGUAUUCAACGCAAGAUCCUACGACUACCUGGUAAUCGGCGGUGGCACUGCCGGCCUUGCUCUUGCCUCCCGGCUCGCACAGGACGAGGGAAUCAAGGUCGGCGUGCUAGAAGCAGGGAAUUACCACCAAGGCAACCCGCUAAUUGACAUCCCGGGCCAUUUUGGGUCUCUGGUUGGGAACGACGAAUUUGACUGGAAAUUCGAAACUGUGCCUCAGGAAGGGCUAGGCGGCAGAAAACUGCCUUGGCCUCGAGGUAAAGUGCUGGGUGGCACAAGCGCGUUGAACUUUCUGGUCUGGAAUCGGGCAGCUAAGGAAGAUUACGAUGCUUGGGAGAAGCUGGGGAACCCGGGGUGGAACUGGGAGUCGCUAUUACCAUUUUUCAAGAAAUCGGAGACCUUGACCCUCCCAUCCCAGUCUCACCAGGACAAGCACCAUUCUUCAGUUGAUCCUGUCUUUCAUGGGACUUCGGGUCCAGUCUCCACCUCGUUCUCGCCGUGGUAUGCCGCCACCCAUUCGUUUUGGCGUGACACACUUCAAAUUCUCGGAAUCAAGAAAAACCCGUCGGCAUUGAACGGGUCCAACACUGGCUCCUGGACCACCAUUCAGAGUGUGGACCCUGUUACUGCAACGAGAAGCUACUCCGUCACCGCCUAUCUGGGUCAUAAUCCUCAGCGGAGCGCCGAAAUUGAACAGCCAAACUUGGUGAUCUUGACAGGGGCACAGGCUCAGAGAAUAUUGAUAGAAAGGAGUGGACAAGGCACGUUACGCGCUACUGGCGCGGAAUACUUGCAUAAAAGCGGCGUCUUCACUAUCGAAGCUGGCCUCGAGGUCCUGGUCGCUGCCGGUACUAUACAAUCGCCACAGCUGCUCGAACUGUCGGGUAUAGGAUCUCACGAAGUGUUGACGAAAGCUGGGGUCGAGGUCAAGUAUGAAAAUGAGAGCGUCGGCCGUAACUUACAGGACCAUCUAAUGACUGAGAUUACCUACGAGCUCGAGCCGGGAAUUCAAACGCCGGAGGAUCUGGCUGAAGACCCUGCUAGUAAGGAGGCCGCCGAGAAACUGUAUCUCGAAGAAAAAGACGGAAUCUACCGGAGCACGCCCUCCUCCAUGGCAUACGUGCCGCUGAAAGAUCUAAUCACAGGGCGGAAAUUGUCCGACCUAUACGAACAGAUCGCCGCGGCGGAAAUCCCCGGCCUUUUGCCUACACAGAAGGAGUUGCUUCUCGAAAAUCUCAAGCACGGCAGCGUGGGGCACGUUGAAUUCAUCCUCCACCACGGGAACAGUAGCGCGUUUGUAGGGGAGAGAGGAAAGCGAUAUGCGACUAUCCACCAAAUUCAGCAAUAUCCCUUCUCUCGAGGCCAGAUCCACAUCCGGUCUCCUCACGCCUCGGAUAAGCCCGCCAUCGACCCCGCCUACUAUACUCCGGCCCGGCUGCCUCGGCCUGCUUCUAGCGAGGCUGGGUCCUUCACUCCGGACCUCGACAUCAUCACCGCGGGGACCAUCUUUGCCGCAAAGAUCCCCCUCCAGCCGCCGCUGAACAGCAUCAUCGCCCGCCGGGUCUUCCCCCCCGAGGAGGGCGAGGGGGCGCCGGGGUCGGAAGAGGACUGGAGACGGUUCAUUCGCGACACCACCGUCACCGAUUGGCAUCCGGUGGGAACGUGCGCGAUGCUUCCCGAGAGAGACGGCGGCGUGGUGAACCCGAAACUCCAGGUGUACGGCGUGGCUGGCUUGCGGGUGGCGGAUGCUAGUAUUAUUCCGCUCCAUAUAAGCUCGCACCUGCAGGCGACGGUGUAUGCUAUCGCGGAAAAAGCUGCGGCGAUCAUUCGCGAGGACCGGCUCGGGCAAGGGAGGGAUUGA